UCCCUUGCCUGAGCAGGAAGCGGAGGUGAUCUCGCUGCUGCGCCCCGAGCGCUCGCAGCACGACGAGCUGGUUCAGGCGUCAGAGAUCAGCGACGAGAACCUUGACCUCUUGCUGGACCGCGCCGAUAUGCUGGACGAUGCCCCCGCUGCUGCGGCUGCUUUGGCUAGUGGUGAAGGGUCCAGUGGUGGGGGAGGGAAGGCGCAAGGCGGGGUUCGGUCGUUGCCGCCUGCAGGGCCUGGAUGGGAGGUGGUGGUUGUAGGGGCAUCCCAAAGCAGUGUGCUUUCGUCCAUUGGGUAGUUCGGCAUGUGGGGAGUAUGCAAAUUGCAGCACGCCUUGGUUAACAGAAAGUUACUGACCCCUCUAACUAUGUUUGUGUGCGAUACUGUUAUAUGAAUGUGUUGUGUUGUGAGUGAGUGUUUGAAUUGUCACAAGACUAGCUUAGCUAGGAAGCCAUAAAAUGGCAUGAGGUUU
Molecule: messenger RNA, 472 nt
Organism: Closterium sp. NIES-67
Lineage: Eukaryota; Viridiplantae; Streptophyta; Zygnematophyceae; Desmidiales; Closteriaceae
Source: the annotation of a GenBank genome assembly